CAGCCCCUCACUUUGCCACCACAACUUCAGCCAUAGCCUCAAGCAACUCGCCAUGUCCAGCAAGAAGCUCGUUUGUGUUGUCGGCGCUACGGGGAAUCAAGGCGGUUCCGUAGCCCGGCGCUUCCUCGAGGCCGGUUUCCGGGUCCGCGGCCUGACCCGCAAUCCGGCGUCCGCGGGGGCCGAGAAGCUUUCCGCAGCCGGUGCCGAGGUCGUGGCCGCUGAUCUCAACGACGUCACAACUCUCAAGGAGGCCUUCCGCGAUGCAAACGUCAUCUUCAGCGUCACCAACUACUGGGAGCCCUUCUUCCGCCCUGAUUGUCGAGAGCAGGCUGAAAAGGAAGGCAUCUCUUGCCGGAAGUUUGCUUACAACGUUGAGUACCAGCAUGGUAAGAACAUUGUGGACGCCGCCGCCACGGUGGCCGAUACUCUCGAUCCAAAUGGGUUUCUUGUGUCCACUCUGAGCCACGCGGAAAAGUGCAGCGGCGGGAAGUUCAAGGAGCUUUAUCAUUUUGAUUCCAAAGCCGACAUCUUCCCGGCCUAUGUUGAGGACAAUUACCCAGAACUCGCUGCCAAAAUGUCGUGCAUCCACACGGGCUACUUUUAUACGAGUUUCAAUAUUCUUCCCGAUUUGUAUCUGAACAAGUUGCCAGACGGAAGCUUUGAGAUGGCUUUCACCACGUCCCCUGAAACUUCGACCUUUCAUUUCGACCCAGUCGGUGAUAUGGGAAAUUUUACAUAUGCCGUUUACCAAAUGCCGCCCGGCAAGGCGUACAUGGCAGAGGGAACGACGUGUACCUGGCCGGAAUGGAUUGAGACCUGGGGUCGCAUCAACAACGUCCCCGUGAGCUACCGCCAGAUUACUCCAGAGGAAAUGAUUGCUGCUACUCCUGACCACGAGGCGGGUGUUGAGGCUGCCUACAUGUUUUCUUACACAUCCGAACCCGGGUACGACGGCGGUAUGAAUCUCUUGACGGCUAAGGAUAUUCAGAGUGCUGGAAUUAAUUGCCCUAUGACAACAUGGGAAGAGUGGGCAAAAAGGCGAGAUUGGUCAGAUAUUCUUAAGAAAUAGUUUAGCAGGGAACGAUCAUGAACAAUACCUAUAUUAGCGAUUAGAUACAAAGCUUGUCAGACUGUAGUAUAAAACCAAUCAAGUCAAACUUGUUCCUCAG
This is a messenger RNA of Ilyonectria robusta, 1169 nucleotides long. RefSeq lists its product as uncharacterized. NCBI's taxonomy places the organism in Eukaryota, Fungi, Ascomycota, Sordariomycetes, Hypocreales, Nectriaceae. The coding region runs from base 53 to 1069 and encodes 338 amino acids. The record is from RefSeq and is a predicted model, not a curated record. The transcript is spliced from 3 exons.